CUGCUCACUUCAACAGGAGCCGGAUGUGACGUAUCAAACACAGCUCCGGGACCGCGUUGGAUGUCCGGAUGAAAUAGAGAUGAGCUGUGAGAACGUCAAGUUGUUUGUGGGGAACCUUCCUUUAGAUGCGACCCAUGAAGAGCUCACCAAGCUCUUUGGCCCGUAUGGAGAGAUCAACACCUGCUCUCUGCUCAGGCAGUAUGCCUUCGUCACGUUGAGGGGAGAGGGAGCAGCUGACAGGGCCAUUCGGCAUCUUGAUGGCAAAGAGUACAGAGGCAGGCCCCUGGUGGUUGAGGAGUCACGUGCGCGCCCACCCAACUCUACAAAAGUGUUUGUGGGGAACCUCAGCGCCACAUGUUCAGCAGAUGACUUGCACGGGCUGUUCUCAACUUUUGGAAGAGUUUUAGACUGUGAUAAAGUCAAAGCAAGAUUAUGCUCAAAUGUUGGCUAUGCGUUUGUGCAUAUGGAGAGGAAGGAGGAGGCCGUAGCAGCUAUUGAUGCGCUCAACGGGACCAUGUACAAGGGCCGUCAGUUAGCAGUGGAGCUGUCCAAAGCCCAGCCUUUGAUCAACCAGAUUGUAUCGGCAGGUGGCAGGGAGGGUCUUCUUCCACGACCACCUCCAUCCCUAGAGCAUCACCAGAGUCAAGCAGCUGUGCUUGCAGCAGCUGCAGCAGCCGCGGCUGGCCUACCUAUUCAAGUUCAACAAAGUGUCCAUAACUCAUUCUACAACACCACAUCGUUCGACCCCACCUAUGCUGCACUAAAGGGAAUUACAAGCUCUAAAGGUGCAGAUGGUGUGAUAUAUGGUGCUUUGGCCAGUCAGGUGUAUGGAUCUGUUGCUGACCAGGUGUACCAUGAUAUAGCCAAUCACAAUCCUGGGUCCAGUACAGUUGCCGAAGAAGUAGAGCCACAGACGGGACCAGAUCCAACAACCCUUUUUGAGGCAGCAAGAGCUAAGUUCUUUCAGGAUGGACAAAAGGUUUUGGCCGAGCAGCAGGCUGGGAGGAAGGUAGCAACUUCAGAAAAUGAGCGGGACCGUAGCCCAAUCAGAGGAAAUCGAGCCCCCCUCCUACCCGACCCGGUUCCAGGCUCCUUUGCUCAGAUAAGACCCAAACGCCGCGCCCUGCUACCAACGCCACCUGGAGGGCCUGAAGAGACUGCGGCUGCAACCACCACACCUGAAGGGUCAGAUCCCGUAGCUAGGUCUUAUUCAGAGUACUACCAGCAGAUGCAUCAAUAUCAACAGUAUCAACAGUACCAGCAACAGUACCAAUACCUCCAAUAUGCCUACACCAAUCCUCCGCCUCCUCCCCCACCUCCUCCUUCCCAACCAGCCUCCACACAGCCACAGGCCUCCACCACAACACCGGCACCCCCAGGGACGUACUCUGCGCCUCCUACCUAUGCCGCACCGGGUGCCUACGCACCACCGGGAACAUACAACACUUCAGGAGGGUACGACGCCUCAUCCGGGAACUACACUGCUACACCUGGAAACUACGAUGCCUCGUCUGGAAGCUAUGGCGCAUCUGGAGGCUACGGGCCAGCGGGAGCAUAUGAUUCGUCGGGAGCUUACGCAGCAACAGGAAGCUACUCGGCACCUACACUGUAUGAGCAGACACCCGCACACGGGCAACCCAUGCCCCAGCGCCAUGAUUACCCUUACCACACGCCAGAACCCCCUUAUCGAUAGUCCCACCCCUAAACACUCCUUUCACUCUGCAGAUGUGUGUAUAUGUGUGAGUGUGUGUGUGUGUGUGUGUGUGUGUGUGUGUGAGUGUGUGUGUGUGUGUGCACACGUGUAUUUACAAAAGGGACAGUUUGAAGAGGAAAAUCAGACAGCAAGGUUGUAAUUAGAAUGUGCUUUAAACCUGAAACAUCUCUUUUCUCCGCCGUAUCUAAAUCUCUAACUAGCUCGCCUGUCAGUUGUUGGCUGUUGAGUGAAGUGGUGGAAUAAAAGGUUCUUGAACGAGUAGGGAUAAGUGGAUGGCCCUUAUUAGAAAGAUUUAAAGUCUCUGCUGGAUGUUUGAGAGACACAGCUGGUUCAUUGUUGAAUUUUAAAGAAGCUAAAAUGUUUUUUUUCAGUAUGAAGUUAAACCAAUGAAAUAGGGGAAGCUUUUAUUUGUACUCAUUAAAAGCCCUUUAUAUACAUACAAUAUAGCUAUUUCCCUCCAAAACGCUCAUAAAAUGCUACAAUUCAUAUUAGUGAAUCAUAUACUGCUCCUUCACACAUUUCAUGACUAAACAGUGCUCGGUUGUUAAAUAACAGUAAAAACAGUUUGGUUUCUUUGAACAGAUGAACUGGCACCACGUGGCUUAUUUAUAAAUUGGAUCAAACUGCCAUCAUAGUUGAAGUCGUUGUGCUAUAAUUCAGUUCUGCUUAGGCAGACGUCUCUGUGAUACAUUUGUUCCGAUAUACAUCCAGAUCCACACACUAGUGUUAGAACACCUUGUGGAGUAUGUAACAGGCUUUAGUUUGGAUUCAGCCAGUCUAUCUGCCCUAACGUUUGACAGCCUGAAUAAUAAUAAUAUAUGUCAACCAGAAGGUGAAGCUAAACUGAAAGGAUGUUGUGUUGAAGAAGUCGAUGGCACAGGUUGUUGUUGUCUUUGCUGAAGAAUUUUAUUUAGUAAAGAUUAAGAAUGUUGGUUUAUAAUUCAGAUUGUCUUUUGAAUUUCUUUCACUGAGCUGACAGGCUUAGUGAUUACCAACUGUUCACUCAAAGUGGUGGUGAGUUUUUGGUUAGGGAAAAUGUUCUUAUGUCUGGACUCCCCUUGCUGGAAUUGAAGGUUAUUUUCUAGCAGCCCGUUUGACUGAGGAGCAUAUUGUGAGUUUGUAGUUCAUUUUGCCUUCUAGCAUUAAUAGUGUCUUGAGCUUGUGUUUGUAGUCCGCAUACGCCCUCCUUUAUAAUUAAAAAAAAACAUCGACUGAGCUUAUUUGAUUUUGAAUGGUUAAAGGUUCCUAGUGAGGAAGGAUCCAAGUUUAAAUUUUUAGCAUAGCUUCAACAACACCAGGGCAAAACUACAGCACAUUUUGCUGAAAAUUUCCCUGUCCUGUGUUUUCUUUCAUGGCCCAGAAUCUUAGGCCAGACCCUGUCAAGAAGAAUAAAACACCAGUCGUAUUCCCAGAAAUAAAAUUAAAUCCUGUCAUAGUUUUAGGUCAAAGUUCAUUGUUUACCUCGUUAACUUUGGAGAUGUUCCAUUUUCUCUCUUUCUGUUUCAGCUUUAAGCUGAGUUGUACUCAGAGCAUUUGGUUGAGAAAUACCUAUAACAAAAUGUAGGGUUAUCUCAGUUCAAUCAAGGUUUUUGAGUCUUUUCCAGCCAGUGAAGUGUUGUUUUUGGGUUUGUAACAAAUUUGAAUUUACAUAAGUCAGAGGCAUGACAGCAAGCUUUGUUUUCUGAAUGUAAUAUACUUUACUAUCCAAUUAAUUUUGUGACAUUUCCUAUCAUUAGCUUUUUCCAGUCCCAUCACCUUCUGUCAUUUAGCCUCCACUCCUAUUGGUGAGGUUGAGGGAAAGUUGAGCUUGUUUUCAUAGGAGGAAAUAUAAAACAUGAUACUUGUGUAAAUACCUAAAACCUUAAUUUAAAAUGAAAAAAGCAAUUCCAGCCAAUAAUUGGCUGAACAAGGGAAAUAUUGCCUUUCAAUAUUGAGAUAUGUAAUUGUAUUUCAUCCCCAACAGCUUGAGAUCAUGAAUAGACACGAUAAAACCGGAUAGUUUAGAUGUUGUACUGGUCUGCUUAAUUAAAAAAAAAGGGAGGCAAUCUGUUCUUGUGACAGUGACUGAAAGGAUAACCAUCAUUCUUUGAGCAUUAAUGGAGUGGGGGGUCUUUUUGUAGUAACGCUGUUUGCAAUCUCCCGUGAAGAUUGCAUACAAUUUUGAAGUACAGUUUUAUGAAAACAGGGAAAACAAUAACUUGUCAUUUGAGCUGAGGGCAGGUCCAAGAGUUUUCACUCUAAAUGCCAUGCAGUGGUGUGUUGCUAAUGUUUGUAGGGUCAUUGACUGAGUGGAUUUGAGUUGACAGUCUUGGUGCUGCAGGUGAAAAAUACGGUUCUGAUUUUCAAGGGCUGCAGAUAAUCCCAGUUAAAAGGGCCAACAUCCUUCCGAUCUCAUCAGAAACACACACACGCCUUAUUUUGGUGUUUUGGCUUUCUCUGCAUUGAUAAUAUAACACCUUAACAACUCCACACUUACAUCUAGAUGUAUUAUUACUGGGUUCAUGGCAGAAAACAUGUGAAACUAAUACAAUUGCGCAUCUGAUUCCACCUGCAUUUGAUGACUUAUAGUACUUUUUCCUGUUUUGAUUGUACCAUACACUAGUCAUUCAUCUUAUUUCUUAUUUCCCACCUAAGUUGGUAGUGUUUUUUUAGGCUUAAGUGACACACAGCCUCUCUGAAAUUACUACAUUAUUCCACCUUCUUCCAUGUAAACUGUUAGUUGCAUGCCUUGUUGUUGCUGCUGCUCCAGCCACCUUCUUCCUCUUGCUGAUUAUUGCAGCUAGAGUGGGAGGGAGCCAAACUGAGCCCUUGCCCUGGACGUACGCCACACGCAGCUCUAGCGUGGGAUGGGGAAAACAGCAGCGUUAGGCCUGAAAAUGCUGUGGACGAUGGGGUGCCCCCCCUCUAAGGUAAAUACUCAGACCACACACUCCUGCCCCUCCCCGAAACACGCGUACAAACAAACACACUCAUACACUCACACAGAUACACCUGUGUCGAUACUUCCUGUUCCUUACCUGUCUCUGGGGAUAUAUUUGCAAGGAUUUCAGAUUUUUGAAAAAGGAUCCCUCCGUCAUUUUUGAACAGAAGAUGAUCUUUUUCCUGCUUUCGGUUUUUCCUGGUCAAACCUUAAGUUUUUUUUCCCCCACAAGUUUCCACCCUCAUACAUUCCUGCUCACACACAAGAUCUGAAGGAGACGUCUUUUAGUCUAAAUCUAAUCCCAUUCUGAGGCAGUCGUGUUGUUAAUAGUACAUCCAAAAUCCGACAGCCUGUCUUUCAAGAGAGCAAGGCAAUCACAGCCAGAGCUGGACACGGGACGUUUAGCUAGAAUGGGUUGUUUUAGUUUUUGUAAAUGUGCCCCUGGGGCCACUUUGAGGUUAAGUGCCUUGCUUGAGAGCACAUUGGUAGGCCCUUCAUUUCAGAGUUGAAUAACCUGGCUCAGGAUCGGUUGCUGGUUCGACGCUCAACUCCCCCUCACCCCAACAACAAUUUUUGAUGCCACAUUCAACUUGUAUGAAUGACCAUGAACACAAAUAUUACAUUUUGUUUUAAAUGACAUUUUGUCCUAUGUUCAAUUAUCAAUAAAUGAAUUUCAAAUGAA
Labrus mixtus (cuckoo wrasse) is the source of this 5316-nucleotide messenger RNA. It is a transcript of the gene rbm14a, whose product is annotated as RNA binding motif protein 14a. Gene Ontology annotation, cellular component: cytosol. Bases 80 to 1693 code for a protein of 537 amino acids. Gene Ontology annotation, molecular function: mRNA binding. The record is from RefSeq and is a predicted model, not a curated record. Lineage: Eukaryota; Metazoa; Chordata; Actinopteri; Labriformes; Labridae. The transcript has 8 exons.